Dreissena polymorpha is the source of this 736-nucleotide messenger RNA. RefSeq lists its product as uncharacterized. Lineage: Eukaryota; Metazoa; Mollusca; Bivalvia; Myida; Dreissenidae. Bases 28 to 369 code for a protein of 113 amino acids. The transcript is spliced from 4 exons. The record is from RefSeq and is a predicted model, not a curated record.
UUUGGACGAAGGCGACGCAAAGUAAGAAUGACGAAUCAAGGAACCUGGAUACAGUUAGACAGCUUCACAUGCCCAGCAGCUGGUUGUAGCGCAAGAACAAAAGGGAAAUGGGUCUGUGCUACAGAUAAUUCGGAUAUGUACAUCAAUGAACUGGGAAAAAUGAAGUGUUACAAUGGUACACACAUUGCUGAUCUCUGCAAGUGGGGAUGGAACUGUGGUAGCAGCUCCCACAAUGGCAAGUUUGUGACUGCGGACUUCGAGGGAUUCUCAUUCGCACUUUCACAGGCGGUACAACUGAUGACGAAAGGCGGUUCUGAAUGGGUUUCAAAAUUGGUUAUCGAAAUUGGAAAACAAUACGGCAAUAAGUGAAGCACUUUUUCUUCUGUUCGCCAGGAAAGUAGGCUUUGACCACAUGUGAAAUUUAAAUUGCUUUUACAAACGUCAUUUCUUGAUUGAAGAAGGACAUUCGUUGAUUUUUUUUCGAAAUGAAACAAAACAUAUAUAUUAUAAUGCAUGACGACAAAUACAAAUAUACGAAUAUAUGUCAUUUUUGAAGCAUAGUUCUUUAAUAUAUUAUUCACCCAUUUAUUACGCGAAAACAAACCAUUCAUACACACCGAUACUAGAGACAUGAUUUUUAUAUCCAUUUGUCUCAAUACGACUUUUUUUUUCUAAUUAACAUGCUUUUUUUUAAAUAAUAAACUUUUAAAAUAUGAAGACAUACAAAAGAGGCAAC